GCAGUACUGGGGUUGAUACUGGGACGAUCAGUCACCUCUACAGAAGUGUCCAAACAAACCAAACUCGUCUCAGUUCCCACAGACACCCGAGCCACUCCAGUAGCACAACCCCCCUUGAUGAACUUAGCCCUGUGAGUCACAUCAGUUAGCAUGGGCCGGUGGAAGAACAAAGUGGAAAGCUGCCCCCAGCUCAGAUGGCAGUGACUGGGCUUGGCUUGUUUCCUUGCUCUAUUUAGCUGCACACCGUUACCAGGAAGGAGCUGAAAUCUCUUGGGCUUCAGAAGCGAAAGAGAAAGCAGAAGCAGCUGACCAAAAUAAAAGCCCAGCCUGCACAGGACCUGCCUACGGAGUAGCUACAGAUCAGCUAGAGAGCAGGAGCAGCUACGGAGCAGCGAGAGAGCAGCUCACCUCACCAGGGCAUCACGUUGGCUCUCUCCAGCUGGAUGGGCAGCCUAUUCAGAACAAUGAGCGUCCUCCGUGUGGCCUUCCAGUCUAUCCAGAAGCCUGUUGCAAAGAAGACCUCCAAGCGAAGCUACAAGAAGUAGUAAGAUAUUGACCAGGGGAAGGUGACAGUGUGAAGCAGAAGCCAGCAAGAGGGCACUGAGAACAGUCCGCGUUUCUGGCAGAGGACCAGGGAGUCGGCUUUGCCAGGCAGCCCGAGAGAGGAGCAAGGAGGAAGACAAUCGCAGCAGGUGACUCCAUGGCAGUCUUUACCAUGGUAUUUAAAAAGCAUGUGGACACCAGGAUGGGUCUGAGGCGCAUCAGGGACCCGAUCUGUGUGCUGAUCGUCCUCAAGGCUGCCGGGACCUUGACCUUGAUGCUCUAUGCCCUGUGGUGGAAAGCUGGGAACCUGGUUGACCUCCCUGACAAACGCAUUGGCUUUUACAACUUCUGCCUGUGGAAUGAAACAGCCAGGGAGCUGCAGUGCCUGAAGUCCAAGCAUCUCCAGGUGAUGGGCAUCAACCUAAUGGGAAUGGGGCUGGCCACAGUUUGUGUGUAUGCCUGCCUGGUCUUCAACAUCUUCUACCUCUUUUUUAUGAUACUUGUGAGGGGCACAGAGGAAAGAGAGGGCUGGAAGCUGAUUCUCAUCAUACUCGUGAUCAAGGUGGCAAUGCUGUCUGGAGGCCUGGGUAGUUUUCUUCUCCAAACCUCACAGUGGAUUCACCCCUCUGAUUUCACUGGGGGCUUCUUCGCACUGCUUGGGACUCAGGCUCUGCUAUUACUCCAGAUUCUCAUUAUCACUGUGUACCUUAGCUGGGCAAACUACACACAGCAGUGUCAAAGGUCUUUUACUGAGAAGGCCCUGCCCGUUGUGAUUUGACAGUGAAGAAGAUGCAAGAGCUACUGAUAACCUGUCUUAAAAUAGCAAUCCCACUAUAGCUUUAGUCACUGGCAAGAAUUUAAUCUUUGGUCCAAAGGGCCAUGUCCAGCCACGCUCUGAUACACAGCUGUGUGCAACGCUCCUGCUGGGCCAUCACAGCCAGAGCACUGGACAGGGUCUCUCUGUGCCACAUCUGUAACCUCACACAAAAUGCCUGGAGAGCAGCCCUGAGGAGAAGGACUUGGGAGUGCUUAUGGAUGAGAAGCUCAACAUGAGCCGGCAGUGCGCACUGGCAGCCCAGAGAGCCAACCGUGCCCUGGGCUGCAUCAGGAGAAGU
Molecule: messenger RNA, 1658 nt
Organism: Calidris pugnax (ruff)
Lineage: Eukaryota; Metazoa; Chordata; Aves; Charadriiformes; Scolopacidae
Gene: TMEM140
Product: transmembrane protein 140
Exons: 4
Coding region: 701-1321 (206 amino acids)
Source: RefSeq, a predicted model, not a curated record